This is a messenger RNA of Sitophilus oryzae (rice weevil), 664 nucleotides long. Its product is annotated as cytochrome c oxidase assembly factor 5. The transcript is spliced from 4 exons. The record is from RefSeq and is a predicted model, not a curated record. Gene Ontology annotation, cellular component: mitochondrion. Gene Ontology annotation, biological process: mitochondrial respiratory chain complex IV assembly. Bases 128 to 379 code for a protein of 83 amino acids. NCBI's taxonomy places the organism in Eukaryota, Metazoa, Arthropoda, Insecta, Coleoptera, Curculionidae.
ACUAGGUUACAUCUGUCAUCUAUCCUCUUUGGUCACAUAACCAUAAAAAUUAAGGAAAUUUGUUUUUCUAACGACAAUUUAAAAAGUUCAUUAAUACUAUAGUUAAAAAUCAUUAUUAUUCGCCAAAAUGAUGCAGUACGAGCACGAAAACGAAAAACUCAAGGACCAAACCCCUUGUGCCGGGGCCAGGGCUGAUUUGAAAAUGUGCCUGUUGCAAAGCGAAUGUUGUAGAGUGCACAAAAAAACACCUAGGGAAUGUUUAAAGACUAGCGAUGGAACUGUACCUGAUGAAUGCUACGCUUUGAGGAACACGUUUUUUGAAUGUAAACGAUCAUUGUUAGAUGCCAGACAACGGUUUAGAGGUAGGAAAGGCUAUUGAUUUAUGUUUUGUAGUUAUAUCAUGUAUAUUCAUUUGUAGUUUGGUUAAAUUAUUAUGUAUAGUUCGCGAUUAUGUAUAUAAAAUUAGGGAUAAAAUUAAAAAAAAACUUUUAUGAAACCAAUUUUAGUAAAAAAUACUUUUAUUUUUCAACAAUAUCAUCAAUUAAUUUUGCAUAUACAUAAAAUUUAUUGCUAUAAGAUUAAAGAGGAGUCAUAUAAAGCUUGUUUAUAUAUCUAUUUUCACAGUGCACGAUAAAAAUAAAAUAUUUAUAUUUACAUUCUAAAA